AUGGGCAGCCAGACUUCUUCUAGCAUCACCAAAGAUCGUGAGUGGUUCGGUGAUGAUUACACACCCUUCAAACCCUUCAUCACGGCUAUGAUCGGUGGGUGGAUCGAAGCCAUUGGGGCCGGAAGUGUCGAGCUCCCCACAAAGACCGGCCUGAAUUCAAACGGCAUCAUCCGCUUAGAGAACCCUCUAAACGACGGCUGCCGCCUCAUGGACGUCCAGCUGAGCGACACCACAGUCGGUCCCUCUGUUGGAAAUUUGGAGUUUGAACUAGGUGUUUCGUAUAUGAUUCACGCCUUCUGGCCCGCGGAGGAGCGGCAAAGAUUUGAAAGCACCAUAUCUUUCACACCAGCUGAGAAGGCCUGGGUCAAGAAGCACUUCGGAAAUGAAUUCAAAUUUCUCCAACCCUACGGAUUGAGCAUCUAUAAGGACGGAGACCGCGAGGAAGCUCGGGCGAUUGUGCAAACCUUGAUGAGAAAUGACGACAGCGAUUAA
Penicillium arizonense is the source of this 492-nucleotide messenger RNA. RefSeq lists its product as uncharacterized. The record is from RefSeq and is a predicted model, not a curated record. Bases 1 to 492 code for a protein of 163 amino acids. The transcript has 3 exons. NCBI's taxonomy places the organism in Eukaryota, Fungi, Ascomycota, Eurotiomycetes, Eurotiales, Aspergillaceae.